Cynara cardunculus var. scolymus (artichoke) is the source of this 1462-nucleotide messenger RNA. RefSeq lists its product as uncharacterized. The transcript is spliced from 6 exons. Bases 440 to 1213 code for a protein of 257 amino acids. The record is from RefSeq and is a predicted model, not a curated record. NCBI's taxonomy places the organism in Eukaryota, Viridiplantae, Streptophyta, Magnoliopsida, Asterales, Asteraceae.
AAUCUGGCCAACUGAAACCCCUCUCAUUUCAUUUCGACGCCAUUGAAGACUCUCUCUCACUCUCAGCAACCAUUACCCUCAAUCCCAGUAACCCACCUCAAUUUAAGAGUCUGUGUGUGUGUGAACUUUGCCCUAAAGUUUUUGCUUUUCCGUGGUUGGGGAACUUACAAAAAUAUGUGUUCAACUUCUGUUUCUUAGUGCAACCCACAAAUAAAAGAAAGAAAAAGUGGGCAUUUGUUUCUUAAUCUCAAAGUUUCUGAAAUGGAGAGCGUCAACAAGAGUGGUGGUGGUGUCGCUGGUGGUGGUGAUGGGUCUGGUGCUGGUGGUCGGUUGCUGGUUGACGAAUCUUCUUGGGACGUGCAGAGCGACAGGAAGCGAUUUCAGAUAGAUUUGAAACAGAGUGAAACAACAAUUGUUUCAUGGACUAAGCUGCUUAGAGAUGCUGGCAUUCCAGUCGAUCAUUCUCCUCCUUCGUCACCUGAGCCUCCGGGAAGCUUUAAUGGAGUUAUGUGGGUUAGAAAGAUUCGAACUUGAGAUCUCUCAGGUACAAGAAGCGGUUUCAUCAAGAAGAUUAGUCAAGAAGCGUGCUCCACCAUCAUUCUUAAGAAGGAGAAGGAUGAGCAAAAUCUACCACAAAAGCAGAGGACUGCUAUGUCAGAAGUCCUGGAAGGGAUCAAUGUUGUUCAAGCCACCAAAAACACAAAAAAUGGGGCAUGGAAGGGUGAAAUCCACAACCGAGCAAAACUAUGAUAACAGGAAGCAAACUCUUUUAAGUGCUUCAGUUACAGUCUCAAAGAAAGAUCUUUCUGAUACUGGCAUCAAAUCAGGAUCUCCUUCUGGAACGAUACUUGAUCGAGCUGCUAUAUGUGCUAUGCAAUCCAUAACAUUAACAAGAAACAUCGAUGAAGAACACUCGCUCAAUAAAGGAAGAGUCGAGCUUCCUGACCUAAAUGUUCCUUCUACGGUGCAGGCAGCAAGUACUUCGCCAAUGCACACUAAGGAGGAAUCUGGUGGUAAGGUGAAUGGAUCAAUUCUUGAAAGUACUAUAUUGGUGAUGGAGACCAUGGUUGCAAAGUCAAGACAAUUGCAUGGUGAUGUUCAAGAUGUAGAUGAUUCAGAAGCAACUAAAUGCAGAUUGCCUCAGGAACUUGAGCAAAAGCUCGAGACUGUUGCCAGAUUAGCGGUAUUUAAAACCAUUACGAUCAUGAUAUGAUUUUUAUCAUGGACCUUUAGCGGACCAUGUUUGUUUAGCUAUAGAUGUGUCUAGAAGCGUGUUGUCUCCUACGAGUAAGAAAAUAAUUGGAUGAUCUUUUACCUUCUUUAUGAGGUCUGCUUUACUUUGGCAAUUUGGUGCAUUAGAUCAUCAUGUUUGUAAAAAAUGGAACAAUCUACCAAAUUCUACCUUUGUUUCCAUAGGCAGGGUGCGCAAUCUAAUCCUCUCAGCUACCUCCUUUUUAAUCUG